AUGUACUCAAACGAUAUUGAAACAAAUCGGCAAAUCAAUACUCCUAGCCAUGAACCCUUAGUCCACCCAGUUAAUGGAGCGUCGCCGGAGCCUCAAGAUAGUGAACCGAAAGAGUUUGCUGAAGUCAAGAAAUUGAGACGAGGUUUAGCUCAGAGACAUAUUCAAAUGAUUGCUUUGGCUGGAACAAUCGGGACGGGUCUUUUCUUAGGUUCUGGGAAAGCUAUUGCCAGAGCAGGUCCACUAGGAGCAUUACUCGGAUAUACUCUUGUGGGGAUACUUGUAUCUGGCGUGGUUCUUUCUAUAGCUGAAUUAAGUGCUCUUGUUCCUCUAAGCGGAGGUAUUAUACGUCAUGCCGAAUAUUUUGUCGAUCCCGCUCUUUCAUUCGCGAAUGGUUGGAAUCAAGUAUACAGCAACAUCAUUACUAUACCUGCCGAACUCGUCGCCGCUGCAGUUUUGAUUCAGUUCUGGGUCCAAAUCAAUAAUGCUGUCUGGAUUAUAUGCUUCGGAUUCCUGUUGGUCAUUAGUAAUCUCCUUUUUGUGCGGGUAUAUGGGGAGCUUGAAUUUACAUGUGCGAUAUUAAAGAUAAUGCUCAUAGUGGGAUUGAACAUUAUGGCACUGGUCAUUACUUGUGGUGGAGGACCAAAUGGUGAAACAUAUGGCUUCCGAUAUUGGCGCAAUCCAGGGCCGUUUGUUGACUACCUAGGAUAUACUGGCGCCUUGGGAUAUUUCAUGGGCUUCUGGACCACAUUCUCGAAUGCAGUAUAUGCCUAUUCUGGAGUUGAAAACUUCUCACUUGCAGCUGCAGAAACGCAAUCACCUCGAAGAAAUAUUCCUAUCGCUGCGAAAAGAAUCUUGUUCCGAGUUAUGUUGUUCUACGUGCUUUCGAUAUUUAUGAUCGGUAUGAUUGUACCAUCGAAUGAUAAAGAGCUUUUGCGAUCGACAGGAACAGCAGCCCAGUCACCUUUUGUUAUUGCAGCCAAUAAUGCAGGAAUUAGAGUUGUUCCUUCAAUCAUUAAUGCUGUUGUUUUGACUAGUGCUUGGAGUGCCGGUAACGCAGCUAUGCUUGGUGGAUCUAGAAUGUUAUAUGGACUUGGUCAACAUGGACAUUCACCAAAAGUCUUUCUCCAAACUAAUCGCUUUGAUGUGCCAUACAUUGCUAUCGGGUUCCUCAGUCUUUUCAUUUGCCUUGGAUUCCUAACACUUUCGAGCUCUGCAAGUGCUGUUUUCAACUGGCUCCAGGACUUUGUUGCAGUUGCCGCUCUUGUCAAUUGGAUGAUUAUUUGUGGCGUAUAUCUAAGAUUCUAUUAUGGAUGUAAAAAGCAGGGAAUUUCUCGAUCGACAUUACCAUGGAAAGGGCCAUUUCAACCAUAUGCUGCAUGGAUAGCUUUGAUCUCGUUCAGUAUUCUUCUCUUGACAGGUGGUUACUCCGUCUUUAUCAAGGACCAUUGGAACACAGAAACUUUCGUUUCAUCUUAUAUCAACAUUCCCCUGAUUCUCAUUCUAUAUUUUGGUUAUAAAUACAGGCAGGGAACUGAGAUAAUUCCAUUGUCUGAUAUUCCAAUUCAAAAGUUUAUUGAUAUAGCGAACGACAAUCCAGAGCCAGAAGAGGAAAAAGUUGUUGGGUGGAAGAGGCUAAAUAUUUUGUGGAGCUAG
Botrytis byssoidea is the source of this 1653-nucleotide messenger RNA. RefSeq lists its product as uncharacterized. Gene Ontology annotation, molecular function: amino acid transmembrane transporter activity. NCBI's taxonomy places the organism in Eukaryota, Fungi, Ascomycota, Leotiomycetes, Helotiales, Sclerotiniaceae. Bases 1 to 1653 code for a protein of 550 amino acids. The transcript has 9 exons. The record is from RefSeq and is a predicted model, not a curated record. Gene Ontology annotation, cellular component: membrane. Gene Ontology annotation, biological process: amino acid transmembrane transport.